AUGAUUCCUUUAUAAGCCUGGAUCGUCAACGAUUCUUCACGUUCCUUCAGUCCUCUGGAAGCAAGAUGCAUAUGUUGGUUCUGUUUUUGAUCGUGGCUGUUGUUGCUGCUACUCCAGUGGAGCAGCAGCAACCACUUUCGGCAGCUGAGAAAGAGGAAGCUCGUCUGGCUCUGCAGAACCCUGACCUAUUUGAAGGUGAUAUUUUGGGCCUGGAACCUGAUGUUGACAGAAACGCCAUCAGUGAUGAAAGACUGCGAUGGACCGAUAAGACUGUGCCCUACGUCAUUGAUUGGUCUUUAAGUUUCUCGUCCAAUUUAAUCAAACAAUCGAUGGAAGCCUAUCACCAAACAACAUGCGUCAAGUUUGUGCCACGAACGAACCAAAGGAACUACAUUAAAAUUUUUGCUGGACAAGGAUGCUACUCCUACAUUGGCAUGUUGAACCAAGGGCCACAGGAAGUGUCCCUGGGUCGGGGCUGCGUCUACAAGGGCACCAUCAUUCACGAGUUGGGACACGCCCUGGGUUUCUGGCACGAACAGAACCGAUCCGACAGAGACAACUACCUUACCAUCUAUUGGAACAACAUUCAAAACGGCAUGUCCAACCAGUUCCACUUGAUGAAGCCCAGUGACAACAUCUUGUACACUCCCUUCGACUACGGCUCCAUCAUGAUCUACGGCAACUACGCCUUCUCCAGAGACGGACGAUCCCCCACCAUGGUGGCUAAGAACGGACAGAGGCUGUACGAGCCCUACGAGAAACAGGGAAUGACUCAGAGUGACAUCACUCGGGUCCAGAAGAUGUACAAGUGCUAAGUUCGCAAUAUUAUGUUUAGAUUACCUUAUGAAAAUUUUGAAUUCUACCGCACAAACUGUCUGAAAUACUUAAUAAAUCAAUUCUAAAAAUUAUGGCAAUAAAACUUCAUGCAUUUA
Molecule: messenger RNA, 932 nt
Organism: Uloborus diversus
Lineage: Eukaryota; Metazoa; Arthropoda; Arachnida; Araneae; Uloboridae
Product: astacin-like metalloprotease toxin 5
Exons: 6
Coding region: 66-815 (249 amino acids)
Biological process (GO): proteolysis
Molecular function (GO): metalloendopeptidase activity; zinc ion binding
Source: RefSeq, a predicted model, not a curated record